AUGCUACAACAAGUAAAAAAAUGUCAAUUCGGAAAGCAAGCCAAAGAGCUGGGAUCCACGUGGUUUGCAGAUUUAGGCCCUCCGUUUGGUGUCAUGUACUGCAUCAAAUGUGAGUGUAUACCGGUACAAAAGAAGCGGAGAGUGGUCGCUAAAGUACACUGCAGGAAUAUUAAGAACGAGUGUCCUGAACCAUCUUGCGACAGUCCGGAACUCCUUCCCGGCCGUUGCUGCAAGACCUGUCCGGGGGACACUAACUGUGAGUAG
Molecule: messenger RNA, 264 nt
Organism: Pieris macdunnoughi
Lineage: Eukaryota; Metazoa; Arthropoda; Insecta; Lepidoptera; Pieridae
Source: the annotation of a GenBank genome assembly